AUGCGAAGAUUUCAGCAAGAUGUAGUAGCUAGCCAAAUACCCAGGAAAAGGCCAUAUAUAUGUGACAUCUGCUACAAACAGUUUGAAUCUCCAUCCACACUAUCCAGGCAUUAUCUUAUACACACUGGCCAAAAGCCAUGUGAGUGUUGUGCAUGUUGCAAAACUUUUAAGCAGUUGAUCCAUCUGGAAAGACAUCAGCUCACCCAUCAGCUGCCUUUUAAGUGUAACAUUUGUCACAGGAACUAAAAAAAAAACGUAAUCAUAUUCCAAAGGCUUCAACAGCUUCAUGAUGAGAACUAUCAGGGUGAUGCUGAGCAAGAUGAAAGACUGAGAUGUGCCAGGCGAGAGAGGCUUGAACAUAGGAUGUUUUGUUGUCCCAUUUGCCAAAAACACUUUUCAGCAAAAGUGCAGCAUCAGUGCAUGAGGACUGAUCAUCUGCACAGCGCCAGAAGGAAGGACAUAAAUAUAUGCCAGACAUGUGGCAAGAUCUUUCCUUCACAAUCUAAAGUUGAACGGCAGUGGCUCAUCCACACUGGCCAGAAGCCAUUUAAGCGCUACAUAUGUGGUAAAUCUUUUAGGCAGACAACACACUCAAAAAUCUAUCGGCUCACACACAUGGACAAGAAGCCUUUCCAGUGUACUCUUUGCCACAUGGGAUUUAAAGCCCAGAGCAAACUCCUGAAGCACAGACUCUCCCAUGCCCUAAACCAGGCUCCCUCUAGAGUGAUGUGCAAAUCAAAGAGCCCUGUGUACCCUGCGCCACAGACACCACUGGAAGGAACACCAAAAGAUGUUGAGACCGUUACUCCCCAACCUUCUACCCAGGUUCCCUCUGCUGUGCAUGCGUAUUGGCACGCCCCGCAGCUGCAGUCGGGAUCCGGUGCUCGUGCUCGCGAGCUCUCCAGACCGCCACCCUUUGGAGGCUCUGCGGACCAAGAGCUUUCGAGCCUGAUGCGAAAGCGCGGCUGUUGUUUGGAACGUACGUGUAACGUAGAGGCGAAACCAUUCGAAGGCGGGGAGGGGGAGUGCGGGCGAGACCAAGUGCGUCUUCGAGGGGGGGGAGCCGUAGGCGGAGCCCUGGCGAAGGAGGACGUCUCGGAGCCGGCCGAGGGCGCCUGCGCGGGACCCAACAUGGCGGCGCCGGGGGGGUCGGCAGUGGGGUCCCAGCAGCAGCAGCAGCAGCAACCGUCGCUGCUGCCGCCCAAGAAGAUCGUGGCUCCCACCGUGUCUCAGAUCAACGCGGAGUUCGUGACGCAGGCGAGUUUCCUCUCCUCGCGGGCCUUUCGGGUGUGCUCGCUUUCCCUGUCCACACGUUCAGCGGACACGUGA
Euleptes europaea (tarantolino) is the source of this 1329-nucleotide messenger RNA. It is a transcript of the gene ZNF770, whose product is annotated as zinc finger protein 770. Gene Ontology annotation, molecular function: DNA-binding transcription factor activity; RNA polymerase II cis-regulatory region sequence-specific DNA binding. The record is from RefSeq and is a predicted model, not a curated record. Gene Ontology annotation, biological process: regulation of transcription by RNA polymerase II. NCBI's taxonomy places the organism in Eukaryota, Metazoa, Chordata, Lepidosauria, Squamata, Sphaerodactylidae.